This is a messenger RNA of Naumovozyma dairenensis CBS 421, 1563 nucleotides long. It is a transcript of the gene PRS5, whose product is annotated as ribose phosphate diphosphokinase subunit PRS5. Gene Ontology annotation, cellular component: ribose phosphate diphosphokinase complex; cytoplasm. Gene Ontology annotation, biological process: purine nucleotide biosynthetic process; 5-phosphoribose 1-diphosphate biosynthetic process; ribonucleoside monophosphate biosynthetic process. Gene Ontology annotation, molecular function: ribose phosphate diphosphokinase activity; magnesium ion binding. The transcript has a single exon. NCBI's taxonomy places the organism in Eukaryota, Fungi, Ascomycota, Saccharomycetes, Saccharomycetales, Saccharomycetaceae. The record is from RefSeq and is a predicted model, not a curated record. The coding region runs from base 1 to 1563 and encodes 520 amino acids.
AUGAGCUUUAAAGUUGAUCUUGAAUACCCAUUCAAAAGAUACCAUUGCAAGACCCAACCAACGAAGAGUAUUGUAAUGAGUAGCAUUGUUAUAUUUGGUGGUGAAUCCCAUCCAGAGUUAGUGAAGAAAAUUUGUGAAAAUGUCAAUAUCCAUCCCUCUCAAGUGACUUUAGGUAAAUUCUCCAAUGGGGAAACAAGCAUUAGUGUCGGUGACUCUGUUCGUGAAAAGGAUGUCUAUGUUAUCCAAAGUGGUUGUGGUCAAGUCAAUGACACCUUCAUGCAGCUAUUAAUCUUAAUAAGUGCAUGUAAAUCUGCAUCUGCAUCUCGUGUUACCGCGGUGAUGCCAUAUUUCUGUUAUUCGAGACAACCAGAUACUCCUUAUACUGUUAAAGGAGCUCCAUUAAUCUCUAAGCCUAGAGAAACUUACACUUUUGAAUCUAAUCCGGGCACUCCGAUUAAUGGUGGAUCAUCCACCAAGUCAAAUUCAUCAUCUUCAAUGACUACUCAAAGACCAGGCGCGGAUAGUUCAUUUAAAAGCUUAAACACAACCAUACGAAAUACCAUUGACCUCCAGCAACCUCAACCAUCCAGAGUCCAACCAGGUGUCAGACCAGUACUACCAACAUUAAACAACACAAUGUCUCUCUCACGUAUCCCAAUCAUUCCAGGUGGGAAAGUACAAACCCCACGCACAUCCAACGCUGACGCAGGCGAAUUAUUUAACUCACAAAAUGCAGGAUAUAAACUAUGGGUAGUUCAGGCAGGUACAUUAAUAGCCAAUCUAUUAACUGCAUCCGGAGCUGAUCAUGUCAUCACUAUGGACUUACACGAUCCUCAAUUCCCAGGGUUCUUCAACAUCCCCGUGGACAAUCUAUAUUGUCAACCAAUCCAGAUGAAUUAUAUUCAACAUCAUAUACCAGAUUAUCAAGACGCAGUGAUCAUUUCACCUGACGCCGGUGGUGCCAAGAGAGCUACCGCUAUAGCUGACGCAUUAGAAUUAUCAUUCGCUUUGAUCCAUAAGGAAAGAAGAUCACAGUUAUUGAAAGGUCCCCCUGAUGCUACGUUGACCUCUGGUGGGGCAUUACCUGUGUCUCCAAAGCCAUUGGUCGCUACUUUGAACUUCCCUAGGAAUAUUAAUGCUUCGUCACCACCAAAACCCCAGAUUAGCCACCGUCAUGGCGGUGAUGAUGUGAACCAAUCGAAAUAUAUUCAAACCACAAUGGUUGUCGGAGACGUGAGGAAUAAGGUUUGUAUAAUUGUCGAUGAUUUAGUUGACACAUCAUACACUAUAACGAGAGCUGCUAAAUUAUUGAAGGAUCAAGGUGCCACUAAAGUUUAUGCUUUGAUUACACAUGGUAUCUUUUCUGGUGACGCAUUGAAUAGAAUUAAUCAAAGUAGUAUUGAUAAGUUGAUCAUAUCUAAUACUAUUCCGCAGGAUAAGACUGUUCAAUUUUUGGGAAAAGAUAGAGUUGACGUUAUUGAUGUUUCUAGAGUCUUUGGUGAAGCUAUCAGAAGAAUCCAUAAUGGAGAAUCUAUUUCAAUGCUCUUUGAACAUGGCUGGUAG